Messenger RNA from Colossoma macropomum (tambaqui), 1814 nucleotides. RefSeq names its product NADH dehydrogenase [ubiquinone] 1 alpha subcomplex subunit 4-like 2. NCBI's taxonomy places the organism in Eukaryota, Metazoa, Chordata, Actinopteri, Characiformes, Serrasalmidae. The transcript is spliced from 4 exons. The coding region runs from base 116 to 361 and encodes 81 amino acids. The record is from RefSeq and is a predicted model, not a curated record.
GGUCAGUCAGCUUCGACAUUUCAUGGCCACACCACUUCAUUCUAGUGCGUUUUAAAGGUCUGUUUUGGUCUUCAUUUGGUUUUAGUUUGUUCGGUUUUUCAAGCCUCAGCUCAUCAUGCUGAAAACAGUGUACCAGCAGGCAAAGAAGCAUCCAGGACUUAUCCCUCAGUUUUUCUUUAUAAUUCUGGGUAUGGGUGGAGCGUCCCUCUACCUGGUCCGGCUGGCUCGGGGACCUCAUGUCAGCUGGGACAGGAAGAAUAACCCAGAGCCGUGGAACAAGCUCAGUCCCACCUAUCAGUACAAGUUGGUGGCCGUCACUACAGACUACGAAAAGCUGAAGAAGGAAGGGCCUGACUUUUAAAGGUCCUCUCGGUGACUCUGGGGGCACAUACAAAACACACACACACACACACACACACACACACACACACACACACACACACACACAUCUUCUGUGUUAUCAUUUACCAUCUCAAAUCCCCGUCUUCCUGAUUCUCUUCUUUAAGACGACUGCGACCGCAAGCCGCUCCAAUCCAUAUCUAGUCUUACGGAGAGCAGAAUGCUUUUGGAAUAUUAAAGUAAUAUUUCCACAACAGCACAAACAUGUUUAACAUGCCAGACAGACUUAGAGAAAGCAUGUAUAAAAUCGUAGCUGGAGGAUAUUUUUCAAAGAACAAAUAAAGACAAUUUUCUGCACUUAGAAGUUUGAAGCAGGUCAUAUAUAAUCCAAAAAGGAGAAGUGCAUAACAACGUUACUGUGCGCUAUGAUGAAGUGCUGUUUACCACCGUAAAGAACCGUGAAAAAAUGUCCUACCAACAACAACAAAAAGCACGCUUAAGGUAUGUAAGAAUAGCCGAUAAUAAUGAAUUUGACUAAAGAUAUCACAAAAAACUGUAGUACAAAGGUGAAGAGAAUUAAAAUAAAUUAUACAGUGUAGUCUGUACGUAAUUGGAUGGUGACAGUUUUUGUUACUUUAGCUUUUUGCAUCCAGCACAGUACUUCUCACUUCUCAAGAUGGACAGACACAUGGGUUUUUUUAAGAUCUGAAGCAAGAGUGGAGCUUGAUUUUCUCCUCUCUCUCAAAGAUGAGUGCUUUAAGCACUGUUUAUCUGAUGGGGACAGUUUUGGUGGUCCUCCAGGUCUUGCACGGUUGUUAUGAGUUCCACUUUCUCUGUAUUUUUAAAUCAUUUUUUGAGCUCUUGUUCUAGAAUCUCCUGUUUUUUUCAUUUAUUUGCCUUCGGCUUUUUCUUACAGUCUUACAGUGCCCUCCACAAAUACUGACACACCUGUUAAACAUGAGCAAAAUGUGCUGUGAAAAUAUUUUGAUCUUUCAUCAAAAUAUUAACAAAAAAAAUUCUAACCUUUAUUUGAAGUGCAUAGAUUUGAAAGAAAAUCCCAAAUCUUAUCAUGAAGUAAAUAUUUUCCUAAAAGUAUAAACAGAUGCCACCUACAUUGGUUAUGGUUAUGUAGGUAACUUACGGUUACUUGCAUAACCAUAAGUUGCUUAGGAGGGUUGCCAGAUCCCUCAAAACUCAAGCACCUACAGUUUGCCAAACUGUACUGGGACUUUUAAUAGGACUGUGUAAAAAAUACAGCUUUUUUUGUCAACAAAUACCGGAGUAGACACAAACAUAGCCAUGCAGAAAAGUACCUCAUCCCCAUUGUGAAUCAUGGUGGUGGACCUGGAAUGUUGUGGGGCUGUUUUUCUUCCAAAGUCCCAGGACAACUUGUUCGGAUACAUGGUAUCAUGGAUUCCAUCAAGUAACAGUAGAUAUUAAAUUAAAACCUGACUGACUCAGCCAAGAACCUUAAU